Molecule: messenger RNA, 3135 nt
Organism: Peromyscus eremicus (cactus mouse)
Lineage: Eukaryota; Metazoa; Chordata; Mammalia; Rodentia; Cricetidae
Product: zinc finger protein 260-like
Biological process (GO): negative regulation of transcription by RNA polymerase II
Molecular function (GO): DNA-binding transcription repressor activity, RNA polymerase II-specific
Source: RefSeq, a predicted model, not a curated record
CAUAUAUGGGAUACUUUAGGAUGCAGUGACCUAUGAGGAUGUGCAUGUGAACUUCACUCCUGAAGAAUGGGCUUUGCUGGAUCCUUCCCAGAAGAGUCUCUACAAAGAUGUGAUGCUGGAAACCUACUGGAACCUCACUAUUGUAGGUUACAAAUGGGAAGACCACAAUAUUGAAGAACAUUAUCAAAAUUCUACAAGACAUGGCAGCCGGUGUGUCAUCUGUCACUCUGGAUACAAGCCAUGUGACCAUAAGGGAUACGGAAAGAAGCAUUGUAGUUCUGUCUCUCUCAGAACAACUGGAAGAUAUGUGGUAGUCCCCACUAUGAGAAGACAUGAUGACUAUGAUAGAAAUUUACACUUAAUUGGUUUUCCAACUUCAGUGGGAAUUCAUCAAGAAACUCUCACUGAAGAACAACCUUAUGAGUACCAGGAAUAUGGAAAUUCAUCUCUCUCUACUGGUUCACUGUGCACAUGUAGUGUGGCUCACAGUAUAAGAAAAUCUUAUGAAAUCAAUCAGUGUGGUCAGACCCUGAGUUCUUCAAGUUCUCUUCAAAGAUGUGAAAAAGCUCAUGUGGGAAGAGAAAAUAUUAAAUGUGAGUCAUCUACUAAAGGUUUUAGGCUUGACAGGCAUCGUCAAACACACCAAAGAACGAAUAAUGAAGAGGCUCUCUAUAAAUGUAAUCAACAUGGUAAAGCCUUCAGAUCUGAUUGCUCUUUUGAAGUAUAUCAAAGAAGUCACUUGAAAGGAAAACCCUAUGGGUAUAAUCAAAGUUAUAAAGCCUUUGAAUGUUACAGUCUUCAGCAUCAAGUACGUAGAAUUCAAACUCAAGAGAAAUGCUAUGAAUGUAAUCAAUGUAGUAAAGCCUUUGUACAGAUGAGUGAUCUUCACAGACAUGAAAGAAUUCAUACUGAAGAGAAACCAUAUGAAUAUAAUCAAUGUGAUAAAGCUUUUGCAAAGAUGAGAAAUCUUCACAGUCAUGAAAGAUUUCAUACAAGAAAGAAAGUCUAUGAGUGUAAUCAAUGUGGUAAAGCCUUUGCACGAAUGAGUAAUCUUCAAAGUCAUGAAAGAGUUCAUACUGGAGAGAAACCCUAUGAGUGUAAUCAAUGUAGCAAAGCCUUUGCACGAAAGAGUAAUCUUCAAAGUCAUGAAAGAAUUCAUACUGGAGAGAAACCAUAUGAAUGUGAUCAAUGUGGUAAAGCCUUUGCACGUAAGAGUCGUCUUCAAAGUCAUGAAAGAAUUCAUACUGGAGAGAAACCCCAUGAAUGUAAUCAAUGUGGUAAAGCCUUUGCAAUGAAGAGUUAUCUUCUCAUCCAUGAAAGAAUUCAUACUGGAAAGAAACCUUAUGAAUGUAAUCAAUGUGGUAAAGCCUUUGCACUGAAGAAUAGUCUUCAAAAUCAUGAAAGAAUUCAUACUGGACAGAAACCUUAUGAAUGUAAUCAAUGUGGUAAAGCCUUUGCAAAAAAGAGUUAUCUUCUCACCCAUGAAAGAAUUCAUACUGGAGAGAAACCGUAUGAGUGUAAUCAAUGUGGUAAAGCCUUUACAACAAAGAGUCAUCUUCACAGUCAUGAAAGCAUCCAUACUGGAGAGAAACCCCAUGAAUGUAAUCAAUGUGGUAAAGCCUUUGCAAUGAAGAGUUAUCUUCUCAGCCAUGAAAGAAUUCAUACUGGAGAGAAACCUUAUGAAUGUAAUCAAUGUGGUAAAGCCUUUGCACUGAAGAGUAGUCUUCAAAUUCAUGAAAGAGUUCAUACUGGAGAGAAACCCUAUGAAUGUAAUCAAUGUGGUAAAGCCUUUGCACGGAAGAGUCGUCUUCAAAGUCAUGAAAGAAUUCAUACUGGAGCGAAACCCUAUGAAUGUAAUCAUUGUGGUAAAGCCUUUGCAAAAAAGAGUUAUCUUCUCACCCAUGAAAGAAUUCAUACUGGAGAGAAGCCCUAUGAAUGUAAUCAAUGUGGUAAAGCCUUUGUACAGAAGAGUAGCCUUCUAGUUCAUAAAAGAAUUCAUACUGGAGAGAAACCAUAUAAAUGUGACCAAUGUAGUAAAGCCUUUGCACAAAAGAUUAGUCUUCAAAGUCAUGAAAGAGUUCAUACUGGAGAGAAACCCUAUGAAUGUAAUCAAUGUGGUAAAGCCUUUGCAAAAAAGAGUCAUCUUCUCACCCAUGAAAGAAUUCAUACUGGAGAGAAACCCUAUGAAUGUAAUCAAUGUGGUAAAGCCUUUGCACAGAAGACUAGUCUUCAAAUUCAUGAAAGAAUUCAUACUGGAGAACCCUAUAAGUGUAGUCAAUGUGGUAAAGCUUUUGUACAUAAGAGUAGCCUUCUAAGUCAUGAAAGAAUUCAUACUGGGGAGACCUGUAAAUAUGACCAAUGUGAAAAAACAUUUGCAAAGAAGAGUAAUCUUCACAGUCAUCAAAGAAUUCAUACUGGACAGUACCAUAUGGAUGUAAUCAAUGUGAUAAUUUCAGAUGUGAACUGAUGUGAGCUGCCAUGUGGGUGUUGGAAACUGAAUUGUGUGUUCUACAAGAGGUAUUUGCUGGAGUCCAUUUUCAUAUGGGUUCAGGUCCCAACGAAGAGGUCAGGCAUCAGUAGAGGAAGGAGAAUGCCAUGGUCUGAGCGUGAAGCAGUAUAUCAGCUGCUUUAUUGAAAAAUGACUACACAUUUUAUACUCUAUAACUAAAUCUUAGUUUAGACUCAAGCAGGUUAAAAACAGACUUAAUGAUUCCAGGAUAAAAGCAGCCAUCAACCUCAUUACAGCAUUUUUCCUGGGGCAAGAAGUGGUAAAUUCAGCAAGUAUCUUCAUGCCUUUCUGGAUGUGAACCCAUUGUUUCCUUUUAUAGUUGCUUUCAUCUCUGGAACUAGGUGUGUCCAGUUAGUAAAUCAUUAAGUUCUAUUUUUGGUGUAAUCAGGGGGACACAAUGGGGCUUCAUGUGUGGGAGUAGGCAUAGUAAUGACAUUGUGUGGUUCCAUGGUGGUAGGGAUUUUUUCCAAGAAUUUUGUUUAAAGAGACUGCCUUGCCUAUGUAUAUGUUCCCGUCCUCCAGUGUAGCCAGCAAAAUAAAUUUCCCACAGGAAAAGGCAUAAGGAAACUCCAUAACAUAUAGUGAGAAUUAUUAAAAUUGAAAUAAAAAUGAUGCUGGAGAAUUAA